Molecule: messenger RNA, 1299 nt
Organism: Zasmidium cellare ATCC 36951
Lineage: Eukaryota; Fungi; Ascomycota; Dothideomycetes; Mycosphaerellales; Mycosphaerellaceae
Product: glycoside hydrolase family 76 protein
Exons: 3
Coding region: 1-1299 (432 amino acids)
Biological process (GO): carbohydrate catabolic process; fungal-type cell wall biogenesis
Molecular function (GO): mannan endo-1,6-alpha-mannosidase activity
Source: RefSeq, a predicted model, not a curated record
AUGAAGUCCUUCUUCGCCACCACGACUGCCCUCGUAGCAGCUAGCCUGCAGCUUGCCGCCGCCGUCCAAAUCGAUGUCAACAACGUCGACUCCAUCAAGGCUGCUUCACGCACUCUCGCAUUCGGUGUGCAGAGCUGGUAUCACAACAACGUUACCGGCAUUCCAGCGACGGCCGUCGGCACGCUUCCAGCACCGCUCUACUGGUGGGAAGCUGGUGCUGUAUGGGGAGGAAUGAUCGAUUACUGGGCCUAUACCAAUGAUACCAGCUACAACGCGGUGACCACGCAGGCGUUGAUGGCACAAGUUGGUCCUGACUUCAACUACAUGCCACCAGCCUACUUCAGCAGCUUGGGCAACGACGAUCAAUCAUUCUGGGCGCUGGCAGUACUUUCGGCUCACGAGUACGGCUUUCCAGCACCUUCAGGACAGAACGGUGCCGUCUGGCUCGACCUUGCCAAAGCUGUGUUCGACUCACAGACACCACGCUGGGAGACUUCGCACUGCAACGGCGGUUUGAGGUGGCAGAUCUUCGAGUCGAACAAGGGCUGGGACUACAAGAACAGCAUCAGCAACGGCGCCCUGUUCCAAAUCGCUGCUCGCCUGGCUCGGUAUACCGGCAACCAGACGUACGUCGAAUGGGCGGGGAAGACCUGGGAAUGGAUGUCUGGAGUUGGCCUCAUCAGCCCGACAUACCAAGUCUUCGACGGCAGUGACGACCUGAAGAACUGCACCGAGCUGGAUCACACGCAGUGGUCUUACAACCCCGCCAUGUUGAUUUACGGGACAGCAAUGCUGGCCAACUUCACCAACGAGCCAAUCUGGAAGAAUCGGACUGAAGGUCUGCUGACUUCGAUAGAGAACACAUUCUUCUCGCCCUACAAGAACGCAACGAAUAUCAUGUACGAGCAAGCCUGUGAGCCAGUAGACACUUGCAACGACGAUCAGUUCUCGUUCAAGGCCUACCUUUCCAGAUGGCUGGCAAAGACAUCUGUGGUUUAUCCGUCGAUCGCCCCAUCCGUCCGCAAGUAUCUGUCUGCAUCAGCUCAAGCAGCUUGUCAGUCGUGCACCGGCGGAGACAACGGCCAAACGUGCGGACAGAAGUGGUACAUUGGAGGGUAUGACUCGAAAUGCGGCGUAGGCCAGGAGCUUUCUGCUAUGGAGACCGUUCAGGCCCUUCUACUGCUGGACCAGGCCUCUCAGAAGAUUCCGCGCCACCAGGACAAUGUCAAGAUCCAGGUUGUUCCGGCCACUAAGCCUCGCAAGCGAAAGGAAGUUCGUGGUCGGCGAUCGUUGGAUUGA